AUGGCACCAUUUAUAUACUUUAAAAGCUCUAAGAAGACCAACAUCACUACAACCACACCGAAAAAUGAUUAUCCUGCAACUGUAAAAGUAACUUGGAAAUUUCGCACUCAUCGUUUGGUCACUGUUAUGGCCAUAUUUCUUUGGAUUUUCUAUAUAGCGGUCUCACCAUUCAUGGUUAAAAUUGCUUCGGAUUUAUAUUCAAAUACUCGCCGGCAUCAGGAUAAUUUCUUCAUCAUUGUAGCCAAAUUUACCAUGGCCAAUGAUGUACUCUGCUCCCUGAUCAUAAUGGCCAGCCACAUUUGGCAACGUGAGAAGAUUGUACAAAUUUUAAACUUAUUCAAUGAAAUUUUGAUGAGAAUUGAACAAUUGGAGAGCAAUUUUGUGGGUUUUAAAAUAACGAUGGCCUUAAUUUUUAAAUUCGGCUUAACUAUAUAUGAAAUGUUAUUGAGUUUACCAUUUCUAGUAGCGGCCUCAUCCAGAUUAUCCACCCAAAGCAUAGUGGCUUUUUUGUUUACCCUCUAUCUGCAAGAACUGAGUUAUAUUUUUGCCCUAAACAUCUUUACAUUUAUACUGCUUGUGCUCAGCUGUUCACUGCAAUUGGAAAAGGAAUUGGAAUGCAGCCUUAACAUAGGCAAUGAUUUUAAAAUGUCGCAGUUAAUACGCUUGCAGGAUUCUUUGCAAAAGCUGAUUGGCCUGUUUCUCAGCACUUUUCAAUUUGGCAUCUUUUUAAUCAUCUUAUUGUAUUUCGUUACGAUUUUAAGCAACAUUUACGCCAUGUUGGAUUAUUAUGUGACCAAUCAUCAACUAUUUCGCACCUUUAUCACUUAUAUCUUUAGUGUGGCCGUGGAAUUGUAUUGUCUGAUCUUUGUUUCCUAUUUAUGUGAACGUAGUCAGCGCAAGGUCAAGGAUUUAUUUUUGCAACGUGAAGAAUUGUAUUUCUUGAAGCUUUCAGAAGAGUCAUUGUCAAUAGUGGAAACGGACCUGUUGUGGCCUCAUUUGCAUGAAUUCCAGUUACUAGGAUUAUAUAAAUUGAAUAAUGAAUUUGGUUUGUUUCUCUUGGCUUAUUCUAUAAAUUUUAUUAUGAUUAUUUUGGAAUUUGAAGUCAAUAAAGCAGCACUUAAAUGA
Molecule: messenger RNA, 1125 nt
Organism: Calliphora vicina (urban bluebottle blowfly)
Lineage: Eukaryota; Metazoa; Arthropoda; Insecta; Diptera; Calliphoridae
Gene: Gr89a
Product: Gustatory receptor 89a
Exons: 2
Coding region: 1-1125 (374 amino acids)
Biological process (GO): sensory perception of taste
Cellular component (GO): membrane
Source: RefSeq, a predicted model, not a curated record